AAACCGAACACAAUCAAAACGACAUCGUUUUAGAGAGAAUGUUCGUCUUCUUCCUCCUCCUCCUCCUCCUCCUCGGAUCUCUCUGAUAAUUUUUUUUUCUUCUUCUGGGAAAAAACCUCAACUUUCUCAGAUAAUUACUCAAUUCAAACUAUUCUUUCGUCUCUCGCCGAUCUCUCUGUGGAUCAUUCUGCUGUUUAGAUCUCUUUUCCCUAAUCUAGUCUACUCCGGAAAUGGAUAAGGAGAAAUCUCCUGCACCUCCUCCUAGUGGAGGCCUUCCUCCACCAUCAGGUCGUUACUCUGCGUUUCCUCCUCUGACUCCUCCUCCAAGCGGGAGCUCAGAUGCUAACCGGUUCAGUCACGAUAUAAGCCGAAUGCCCGAUAACCCGCCUAAGAACCUAGGCCAUCGCCGAGCUCACUCAGAGAUCCUAACUCUCCCUGAUGACUUGAGCUUCGACAGCGAUCUUGGCGUCGUUGGUGGUGCCCCUGAUGGACCUUCUUUCUCUGAUGACGCGGAUGAGGACUUGAUGUCAAUGUAUCUCGACAUGGAUAAGUUCAAUUCCUCCGCGAGUUCCUCCUGUGAGCCAGCGGAGCGGGUUUGGAGGAAUGAGUUAGCCUCGACUACUACGCCUGGUGGUGUUGGGUCUAGUGAAAGGCCGAGGAUAAGGCACCAGCACAGCCAAUCGAUGGAUGGUUCAACGAGUCUUAUGUCUGGGAGUGAGGAUGUGUCUGGAGGAGUUGACUCUAAGAAAGCUAUCUCUGCUGCUAAGCUCUCCGAGCUUGCUCUCAUCGAUCCUAAACGUGCUAAGAGGAUAUGGGCGAAUAGGCAGUCUGCUGCGAGGUCGAAAGAGAGGAAGAUGAGAUACAUAGCGGAGCUAGAGAGGAAAGUACAGACUUUACAAACGGAAGCUACUACUCUAUCUGCGCAGUUGACUCUCUUACAGAGAGAUACAAAUGGUCUGAGUGUUGAAAACCAUGAGCUGAAACUUAGAGUACAAACUGUGGAGCAACAAGUUCACCUGCAGGAUGCAUUAAAUGACGCACUGAAGGAGGAAGUUCAGCAUCUUAAGGUCCUAACGGGGCAAGGUGUUUCGAAUGGUGGUGCAUCAUCAGUAAUGAACUAUGGUUCUUUUGGGUCAUCAAACCAGCAAUUCUAUACCAAUAAUCAGUCGAUGCACACUAUGCAAGCCGCACAACAGUUCCAGCAGCUCCAAAUCCAUUCGCAGAAACAACAACAGCAAUUUCAGUUUCAGCAGCAGCAGCAACUGUAUCAGCUUCAGCUUCAGCAGCAACGGAUUCAACAGCAGGAACAACAAAGCGGUGUGGCGGAGCCGAGAAGGCCUAUGUCUUCUUCGGGCCAGAAAGAGAGUGUGACAUCGCCUGAUCUUGAUUCUUCCUCAACAAAAGAUUGAAGACUGAGGAGUGUUGACUGUGUUAGUGUCCAGUUUGGUGAAUCUCCUUUCUCUUUCCAGUUACAAAGCUGUGGCGUUUCCUCCCUAAUCAGAGGCUCAUGGGGUUUGGGAUAUAUUUCAUUUUAUUUAGUUAAAAGAAACAAGACACCUUAGAAGCUGUUAGUGAAGCCUUUGCCUGUUGUAGUCUCUGUUAACCGUAUUCAAAUUCUUUCGACUUUUGUUAUAUUUGAAACGUCUCUUGUUUGGUU
Brassica oleracea var. oleracea is the source of this 1657-nucleotide messenger RNA. Its product is annotated as probable transcription factor PosF21. Gene Ontology annotation, molecular function: DNA-binding transcription factor activity. Gene Ontology annotation, biological process: regulation of DNA-templated transcription. The record is from RefSeq and is a predicted model, not a curated record. The transcript is spliced from 5 exons. NCBI's taxonomy places the organism in Eukaryota, Viridiplantae, Streptophyta, Magnoliopsida, Brassicales, Brassicaceae. Bases 231 to 1409 code for a protein of 392 amino acids. Gene Ontology annotation, cellular component: nucleus.